AUGGCGGGCAUCACCACCAUCGUAGCCAGCCUCCUGCUCCUGAACAUCUGUGGCCACCACGUCGCCCCUGCAAGCCCCAUGGUCAUCCCCUCUGCCUGCUGCAUGACCUUUAUUUCCCAGAAAGUUCCUGAAAACCGAGUGGUCAGCUACCACCUGUCCAGCGGGAGUGUCUGCCCCAAGGCCGGAGUGAUCUUCACCACCAAGAAGGGCCACAAGUUCUGUGGCGACCCCAAGCAGCCGUGGGUCCAGAAGUACAUGAAGAACCUGGAUGCCAAGCGGAAGAAGCCUUCCUCCGGAGCCAGGGCAGCGGGUGCCAAGAGUCACCACCGUGGCCACAAAACCACCAUCUAA
Carlito syrichta (Philippine tarsier) is the source of this 351-nucleotide messenger RNA. It is a transcript of the gene CCL24, whose product is annotated as C-C motif chemokine ligand 24. The coding region runs from base 1 to 351 and encodes 116 amino acids. The transcript is spliced from 3 exons. Lineage: Eukaryota; Metazoa; Chordata; Mammalia; Primates; Tarsiidae. Gene Ontology annotation, cellular component: extracellular region. The record is from RefSeq and is a predicted model, not a curated record. Gene Ontology annotation, biological process: G protein-coupled receptor signaling pathway; positive regulation of ERK1 and ERK2 cascade; neutrophil chemotaxis. Gene Ontology annotation, molecular function: chemokine activity; CCR chemokine receptor binding.